Messenger RNA from Macadamia integrifolia, 1326 nucleotides. Its product is annotated as LOB domain-containing protein 22-like. NCBI's taxonomy places the organism in Eukaryota, Viridiplantae, Streptophyta, Magnoliopsida, Proteales, Proteaceae. The record is from RefSeq and is a predicted model, not a curated record. The coding region runs from base 165 to 1136 and encodes 323 amino acids. The transcript is spliced from 2 exons.
UUCUCUCUCUCUCUCUCUACUAUCCAUUUUCCAUUCGUUUUGUUCGCAGUGAAAAAACAAGGAAAAAACACCGGAAAGCCUCAUCAUCAACCCAACCCACCGCCGGAAACCUAGCCGACAAAUCCCCCUCCACCCUUCUUAACAAACCACAACACAACAAUAUCAUGAGUAGCAAUUCCAGCAUCAUCACCAAUACUCUUAUUAAUAACAACAAUAAUAGUAAUAGUAGGGGAGCAGUCUCAAACAACGGCACCAGCAGCGGCAGCGGCAGCAGCACCACCAACACCAGCGGCAGCAGCCAACAGGCUUGUGCGGCAUGUAAAUACCAACGCAGGAAAUGCACCCCUGGUUGCACUCUAGCCCCUUAUUUCCCAGCUGACCAACAACGUCAAUUCCUCAAUGCCCAUAAGCUAUUUGGAGUUAGUAACAUCCUCAAGAUCAUUCGUAACCUUGAUCCAUCUCAGAAAGACGAAGCCAUGCGUACCAUGAUCAUACAAGCCAAUACUCGAGCCAUCGAUCCCGUCGGUGGAUGUUAUCGUAUUAUUCACGAGUUGCAGUGCCAGAUCGAACGUGAUAAAGCUGAGCUUCAAAUUGUUUUACAUCAACUCGCGAUAUGUAGGGCUCAAGCUCAGGCUCAUUUGCAGUUGUUACAGCAACAGGAAGUAGCUACCCAAGCCAUUAAUCAUCAUCAUCAAGACCCAGUUGGUGCUUCUUAUAUAACUCCUAUGCUUCAUCAUCAGCAUCUACAACAACACAAUACUCCUCCAUCUCCUUCUCUUCUACAUCAGCAACAAUUCCUUGUGCAGGAUAAUAAUCAUCAAGGUAUUAGUCAAUGGGUCAUGCAGGAGGAUCCUAACCCUAACACUAACAGGAUCAAUGACCCAGAUAAUAAGGAGCCUCCUUUCAUGAAUGAAUGUGAAGACAUCAAACCGCUUCUUGGAAUGUUUGAGGAUAGGCAGCAAUCUCUUCCCUUUGAUCACAAAGACUCCAUCCAAUGCAGUGACAAGGCUGUACUAAAAGACGAAGAGGCUGAUGUAGUGGUGCUUAAAGGAGAAAAUAACUCCAUGGAGCAUGUUCCAGAGCAUGAUUUAAAGGGGGCAGCUUCUUUAUUUACUCUUACAAAUUGUAACAGCUAAGGCUAGCAAUUACAAACAAAGCAUCUCUCACCAUUCACGAAAAGGGCGGGGAAAAUGCCCGGGUCUCACUCUCUCUUUCUCUCUAUCUAUGUUUAUUUAUUUUACUGUUUGUCUUGUGGUCUCUCUAUGUAAAUAUUAACAAUCAUAUGAAAAGGAAUGGAGGAAAGGCUUCUUUAACAAUUUUGCAGAA